Messenger RNA from Trichechus manatus latirostris (Florida manatee), 3118 nucleotides. It is a transcript of the gene TRAM1, whose product is annotated as translocation associated membrane protein 1. Gene Ontology annotation, biological process: SRP-dependent cotranslational protein targeting to membrane, translocation; protein insertion into ER membrane. The coding region runs from base 172 to 1152 and encodes 326 amino acids. Gene Ontology annotation, cellular component: endoplasmic reticulum membrane. The transcript has 9 exons. The record is from RefSeq and is a predicted model, not a curated record. NCBI's taxonomy places the organism in Eukaryota, Metazoa, Chordata, Mammalia, Sirenia, Trichechidae.
GCCCCGGCGGCUGCGUACUGACUGUGGGAUGGGAAGUGAAGCUCUAGCGAGCGGCUGCGGCGGGGCUGUGAGGAGCAGCCAGGGGGAGGUGGCGGCGGCAGCUUGUCGGUGAGCAGCAGGGAAGAGCGGACCCAGGGCGGAGCACCUGCAGGCACGGGCGGCGGCCCCACCAUGGCGAUUCGCAAGAAGAGCACCAAGAACCCCCCGGUCCUGAGCCACGAAUUCAUCCUGCAGAAUCACGCGGACAUCGUCUCCUGUGUGGCGAUGGUCUUUCUGCUGGGGCUCAUGUUCGAGAUAACGGCAAAAGCGUCUAUCAUUUUUGUUACUCUUCAGUACAAUGUUACCCUCCCUGCAACAGAAGAACAAGACACAGAGUCAGCGUCCCUUUAUUACUAUGGUGUCAAAGAUUUGGCUACAGUUUUCUUCUACAUGCUAGUGGCAGUCAUUAUUCAUGCCAUAAUUCAAGAGUAUGUGUUGGAUAAAAUUAACAGGCGAAUGCACUUCUCCAAAACGAAACACAGCAAGUUUAAUGAAUCUGGUCAGCUUAGUGCAUUCUACCUUUUUUCUUGUAUUUGGGGCACAUUCAUUCUAAUCUCUGAGGAUAUUCCUCGUCAGCUUGUCUACAUUGGUCUUUACCUUUUUCACAUUGCCGGAGCUUAUCUUUUGAACUUGAACCAUCUAGGACUUAUUCUUUUGGUGCUGCAUUAUUUUGUUGAAUUUCUUUUCCACAUUUCCCGCCUGUUUUAUUUUAGUGAUGAAAAGUAUCAGAAAGGGUUUUCUCUGUGGGCAGUUCUGUUUGUUUUGGGAAGACUUCUGACUUUAAUUCUUUCGGUACUCACUGUUGGCUUUGGCCUUGCAAGAGCAGAGAAUCAGAAGUUUGAUCUCAGUGCUGGAAACUUCAAUGUAUUGGCCGUUAGAAUUGCUGUUCUGGCAUCCAUUUGCAUUACUCAAGCGUUCAUGAUGUGGAAGUUCAUUAAUUUCCAGCUUAGGAGGUGGAGGGAGCAUUCUGCUGCUCAGGCACCAGCUGUGAAGAAGAAACCAACAGUGACUAAGGGCAGGUCUUCUAGAAAAGGAACAGAAAAUGGUGUAAAUGGAACAGUAACUUCAAAUGGAGCAGACUCUCCCCGUAAUAGAAAAGACAAAUCUUCAUAAUGAGUUGCAAGUUAAUUGAUUAAUGUCCCCAAAGAAAUCUGCUUUUUCCUAUAUCUUUCAGCAGUAGAGAUUUUUCUGUUCUUGAAAAUACAGUUUGUGCUCUUUGAUUCUUGCUGUUUUACUGUUUCAUGCGUUUUUUUAAGGGCAUUUGAGGGGAGGAUGAUUUCAACGGGUGGGAAAAAUGUUUUAGCUUAGACUGAGCUACCUGCCUUCAGGAUAGUUUAGGGACCACCACUGUAUUCUGUUUUGUUUUUUUACCUUUGAACAUUUUUCUAAUGAUUUGGAGAGAGAACUAUUUACAGAAAUCCCACGUCUCAGUGAUACCAUUUCUUGCUCUCACCAGUUUUUAUAAUGUUAGCAAGCCAGCCUGUUCCAGCAAGGUUAUGUUUUUUAAGUUAUCUUUCAGGGUAAAAUGGAAGUUCUGUGAAGUUGGAAGUCAGACUUUAAUGUGUUUUCAGUGUUCUCUAAUUUUUAGGACUAUUUUAUAGCAUUUACACCUGAAAAAAAAAAUUUGUAAAAUUACAAAAUAACUGUGUGCUUUAUUUUAUAGGUAGUGGUUGUUAGUGUUACAUCCCCCCUUUUUUUAAAAAGAAGAUACGUACUCGCGGUUACAGUAUGCGGAAAUGUGGCCAUGUAUACUGAAUCAAAAUGUAGUAACAUAAAAGUACUUGUGAAGAAGUAAAAUCCUGUGCAUUUUAAACUCCUGUAAACUGGAAAUCAGAAGAUUAUUUACUAUAAAGAAGAAAAUCUGACUUAUUUAGCCCUUUUUGUUAUGUCUAUUAAUAAUGAUUCUUAAUAGGGCUUGUCACAAAUUUGAUAUGCACAGCAUCUUAGAAAAAUGUUUAACGUGCAAAUCCUUUUAAAAAAUAAUGCUUUAUCUAUAAAAAGAAUAAGUAAUUAUAUUUGGAAAACAUAUAAUGCACUAACCUUAAAGAAACUUAAAAUUCAGGUGGAUAAAUACCAUAUGAAAGACAGUGCUUUAUGUCAUAACUAUAGCUUUGGUCCCAUCUUUAACUGAGAAACAUUUAUCUAUAUAAAACAUAUUUUUGGAUAAAUACAUAUAUAUAUAUAUUUGUAUCUCUACAGAAAGGCUCUAAAAAGCAUUUGAGUAAAAUAUUUGGUUCCCUUUUCUAUAAUUAUCCUUUAAAAUCCUUAGAGCUAUGUUUGGUUUUUCUUUGUCUUUACAGGACAUGUAUUGCUCCUUUGGGUGUUCCCAUCUUGUUCCCAUUUCUCACGUUUGUCACCAGCUUCGUUUGUGCCGUUUUUAGUGUAAAGGUUGCAGACUUGUUAGGGCUGCGGGUUCUGUUGCCAUGCUGCUAGAAAGUCGUGCUUGUGUUUGCAGCCAUGUCUGCCUACUUCCUGUAGAAAGGAGUGGCUCUGUGUAGCAUUAUGAAAUGUCAGCGGAACCAAAUCGUAGCCGUUAAAAACUGGCACCAUGUUGAACUGACACACGAGAAAUCAGUCAGAAUAAAACUUUUUACUUUCACAAGCUGUAUUCCGCAUGUUUCCUUAGUGUUACAAAGUUUGUAUGCUAUUUACUAUUUAAUCUCUUUAAAACGUGGCGUGUCAAAAGAGUACACUCUUCAUAGACAUUUAGAACAACCUUUCCCAAAAGGUGUGUUCUGCUAAAAAGGUGAUUAGUUACAUAGAACGGUUUUGAGGGAUACUGAGGGAAGAAAAUGGUUCAUGACCAGGUAAAUCUGUGGACCACUAGUAAAACAAACAUAAAGGUGUUUCUUUACUGCAGGACUGUUCAACCCUUAAUCUGCAGAUAUGCUUCCUGAUGCACCAAGAAUGUUGGCGAUGGGGAUGUAAUAUGCAGUGUUUCCCAACUCGUUUGACCAUGGAACCUUUCAUUUAUUACAUUACUCACAGCACUUGUUGUACCGCAUACCUUCUGGGUUUAGAGAGAAGAAAAUAGAAAUCCUUAGACCUUUACAACACACACACACACACACGAAAUCCU